Messenger RNA from Branchiostoma belcheri (Belcher's lancelet), 5926 nucleotides. RefSeq names its product receptor-type tyrosine-protein phosphatase F-like. The transcript is spliced from 38 exons. Gene Ontology annotation, molecular function: calcium ion binding; protein binding; protein tyrosine phosphatase activity. NCBI's taxonomy places the organism in Eukaryota, Metazoa, Chordata, Leptocardii, Amphioxiformes, Branchiostomatidae. The coding region runs from base 372 to 5039 and encodes 1555 amino acids. Gene Ontology annotation, biological process: protein dephosphorylation. The record is from RefSeq and is a predicted model, not a curated record.
AAUUGUUUUGUCAGUGGCAAGAAGUGUUUUCGUAGCUGGCUUGGUGAACUACUUAUGCUGGAGCAUUAUGCAUAAUGAGGGUUAACCAAAAAGACCAAUAGAGUAAGCCAGUGUAAUUAGUCCCUUUAAAUCUAAGGCUAUUAUGUUAGAACAAGAAAAUUAUCCUUACAGUACAGUAACUAAGCAAGAGAUGAGAUUACUCCCUGCCACCCGAGUCUUUAGUGGUUCCUCCCCACUUCGUAAGUUAACAAAGAAGGUAGACCUUGAGAUACUGUGCAGUACUGAGUCAGUUUGUUUUUCUCCACCACCCAAUAGAGAGUCCAAAUCCCUCUUGAGGUUCAGGCAAGCAGCACAGGAAGUGAUCGGCAGACAUGGAGGGCAGUGGAGCGCUGUUGGUGUGGACACUGGUCCUAGUGUUACACACUGUAGGAGGAGUUGUAGAUGUCACGGUGGUCAGUAAGUACCAGUUCUUUGAGGAGUUAGCGGAUACCUGGCUGUACUGUUACUACACUGGAAGUAUCGUCAACCAGAACAGGUACCCGUUUGGCCUGGAAGUUAACACCGGAGCGGGAACAACGUUCACACGUAAGAGGAACAGUGGCAACGUCUCCGGAGGGAAGAGUGUGAAGAUCUGGGACGAGUCACGAGACUUCAGGGUGGGCGCGUUCUCCUGUCAGGUGAAGAGCCCUGAUGGAACCACAGAAAAGGCCAUCGCCUUGAAAAUGAAGUCAGAAGCUGAUGUCUGGCCAGUGGCCUUCACAGUAACCGCCAGCGCGGGCGACCCCGUGACCCUACAGAUGGAGCAGAAGUCCAGCAGGACUGGUACCCUGGAGUGGAGGAAGGAUGGGACUGCUGGGUCUGUGUUGGAAGGACAGAAUGGACUCAGCCUGAGCAUAGAGAGUGUCCAGGCAUCAGAUGAGGGGAUCUAUGAGUGCUACUAUCAGGGGUAUAAUGAUGGGAAACAAGGGAUCAUGAGGCUUAUUGUCAGAGGUUGUUCUGAGAGAAAGUGGGGUCCGUCCUGUGCAGAGGACUGUCCUGUGUGCUAUAACGGAGGUGUCUGUGAUGACAACACGGGGGAGUGUGUCUGUCCUCCCGGCUUCCACGGCUUCUACUGUGAAAGUGCGUGUGCAGAUAACAAGAUUGGCACCACCUGUACCCGAGAGUGCGUUAACGGAGACUGUACAGGACAGCUGCUGUGUGUGACUGACCCCUACGGCUGCUCCUGUGCUGCAGGACUCAUGGGCAUAGAGUGCACUACAGUGUGUCCAGAGGGCCUGUAUGGAGCAGGCUGUACCCAGACCUGCCACUGUUCGGAUGGACCAGCAGCCUGUAACAUAAAGACUGGAGCCUGUACAGGGGGAUGUCAGGAGUUUUGGACUGGGGAGUCAUGUCAGAUUGCUGAUUGCAACACAGGCACGUACUGCUUAAAUGGCGGGACAUGUUCCUCCACCUACAACCAACUGGACUGCAGCUGUACAGGUGGCUGGGAGGGAGACAGGUGCGAAAUAGAUAAGGAUGAGUGUGCGGCAGGUAACCACAACUGUGAGGGCACCUGUGUCAACACCCCUGGCAGCUACACCUGCACCUGUCCCACUGGCUCACAGCUAGCAGGAGAUGGCUACAGCUGUAUCAGCCCAGAUGAAGUCAAACCCACAAUCUGGGGUUUGCCUCCUCCUGACUCCAACAGUGUGGACCUGACGUGGUCCCUGCAUACUGAAGACUUCAGUGGGGACAUUAAGUAUUACCAUAUCAAGUACAGUCAAACAACUGGUCCAACAGAACUACAGACUACACGACAAACACCCAACAAUGCCAGACCAGCAGUUGUGAGAGGUUUACAGGUGUACACCAACUACACAUUCUCCAUCCAAGCUGUGUUGGAGGAAAUUGUGGGGGAGUGGAGUGACCCUCUGGUGUUAGAGACAGAACCAGGAGUUCCGUCUGUGCCAAGAAAUGUGCGGCUUGUGAACAUCUCCUGGCACCAGCUAGAGCUGACCUGGAGUGAACCAGAGCUUGUGCUGGGCCCCUACAUCAACUACAGGGUGGACCUGUACAGACCCGGGGGGCUCACUUGGGUGUGGGACCACGGUCGGCAGAUUUACAGCCAAAACUCGCUUAUGGUAGAGCGGCUAGAACAAGCCACGGAGUACAGAGUCAAGAUACAAUCCUUCAAUGGGAAAUAUGAAAGUGAAGAUGUAUAUGUGGAGGCUACCACAAGCGAUGGGUAUCCCACAGCACCUGUACAAGUACAGAGCAAUGACACAGACACAGUGUGUCAGGUCACCUGGAGUCCACCCGAAAAAACACAUGGGACCAUCACCAAAUAUACAGUGUACUACACUUGGAAUCCACUAGAUGGCGCCAACUACAAGAGCUUUGGGGAUCAAGUUGACAUGUUGCCGACUUCCAGCUCUGUCACCCUGCUGAAGACAGGCCUGGUGAUGAAGGAACUGAAGCCUAAUGCCAACUACAGCAUCACUGUGACAGCCUCUACCUACACAGGCCAGGGCAACCACAGUCAGCCUGUGUACUGUAUUGUACCACCUGGCAAACCAGCCAGGCCAGAGUCUCCUGUUCCUAUCCUGGACAACAUCACGUCCACCACCUUCCCUCUCACACUCCAGCCAGCUUCACAGCAGUACGGACCUGUACAGUGUUACCAUGUGGUGGUGGUAGAGAUGGACACAGGGGUUGGGGUCAACGACCUUCCUACAGCUGAACUGCUGGAGGUCAGAGGUUACCAGGAUACUACACAGACCAACCAGAAGCCACCUUACAACGCUUAUGUCACUGCAGCAUGGGACAGGAACUCCUUACCACAGUCUGUUACUGUUGGAGAUGGAUCCAGGACCAGCUGUGCUUCUGUUGGCAGGAGGAAACGAGAUGAACAGGGUACAUCAGACUGGAUCUACACAGAGACCUUCACAAACAGACCUCUGUCCCCAGGCAAAGCCUACACUGCAGCAGUCAGGGUGUAUGGAACCAGACCACAGGAUGGCUCACAGCCUCACUUCUCAACCAGUAGUUACAUUGACCCAGUGGUCACCAAUAAGGAAGAAGAUUUUCUAUGGGAUAACAUCUGGCCCAUUGUUGGAGUUAUAAUAGCUGUGGUUCUCCUGAUUGUGAUUUGUAUCACUUUGACUGUGUGCCUUAUAAGAAAAAGGUCCUCCCAUAAGAAGGCUCCACCUCCAGUAUCAGACUACCCUUCUGCAGGGGGGACCAGGAGGACAAAUUAUAACAGCAAGAGGCCGGGGGACAUUUCACUGGCAGACUUAGACCCUCCAGCCGCGGCCUACCCCCCCAUCCCGCUGAGCAGACUGGAGGAGCAGUACAACAGACGACACGCUAACGACGACCAACUCUUCAAGGAGGAAUAUGAGACUCUGCCCCAGAAGCUUCCCCAUUCCCAUGAUGCCUUUUCACUUCCUGAGAACAAGGUCAAGAACAGAUUUGCCAACAUCCUGCCAUAUGACCGUGCACGUGUAGUUCUGUCCGCCAUCGAAGGCCAGCCUGGAAGUGAUUAUAUCAAUGCCUCCUUCAUAGAUGGUUACGAUGUUCCUAACAAGUUUAUAGCUUCACAAGGCCCCAAGAAAGAAACUGUGAAUGACUUCUGGAGAAUGGUGUGGGAGCAAAACUCAGCAACAGUUGUGAUGGUUACAAACCUGGCCGAGAAAAAUAAGACCAAGUGUCAUCAGUACUGGCCAGAGGAAGGUGUUGGUCAGUAUGGGGACAUCAGUGUGGAGGUGACAGAAGUGGUCAGACUUGUGGACUUUGUCAUCAGGACUCUGACAGUUCAGCAUAUACAGCUGAAGAAACGUCGCACCAUCACCCAGUUCCACUUCACCAGCUGGCCAGACUUCGGAGUGCCCCAGAGUCCCCUGGGCAUGAUGAAGUUUGUCAAGAGGGUGAAGAUGUCCAACCCAGUAGGGGCAGGGCCUAUCACUGUACACUGCAGUGCUGGUGUGGGGAGGACAGGGACCUUCAUUGUGAUGGACACGUUGAUUGACAUGAUGUCAGCAGAGAUGAAGGUGGACGUGUUCGGCUGUGUGGCCAGGAUGAGACACAACAGGAGCUACAUGGUGCAGACUGAGGCACAGUACAUCUUCAUCUACCAGUCAGUGCUGGAGCACCAUCUGUACGGAGACACAGAGCUGGAGGUGGCUAACAUGCACAAGUACAUGCACAAACUACACACCAAGCAGCCUGGAUCCAACCUCACAGGCAUGGAGACAGAGUUUAAGAACCUGACCAAGAUCCCGAUAGAGAAACACCACAUGAAGUCUGGGAACCUUCCUGACAACAUCAGUAAAAACAGGGUGCUGCAAGUUCUGCCAUAUGACACCCACAGAGUGUACAUCCCAGCUGUACCUGGCCUGAGGAACUCUGAUUACAUCAACGCUUCCUUCAUGAAUGGGUACAGACAAAAGGAUGCGUUUAUUGCAACCCAAGGUCCCCUAGCCCAAACUGUUGCCGACUUCUGGUCCAUGAUCUGGGAGUGGAAGACGUGUUCUAUAGUCAUGCUGACUGAGCUGGUGGAAAAGGGAAGGGAUCAGUGUACCAAGUACUGGCCGGAUGUGUCCAACACUUACCGUGAUGUGACAGUGGAGCUGUACAGUGUGGAGAAACAUCUGGACUACACACUCAGGACAUUCCAUAUCUCCAACAGCAAGGCCAAGGACCAAAGCUGCAGGACAGUACAACAGUUCCAGUUCCACGGUUGGCCGGAUGUGGGAGCCCCCAACACAGCAGCUGGGAUGUUGGACCUGAUUGGUCAGGUACAGAAGCAGCAGCAGAUGUCUGGGAAUGGACCAAUCACAGUGCACUGCAGCUCUGGUGCAGGCCGUACGGGAACGUUUAUUGCCCUGUGUACGAUCCUGGAGCGGGUAAAGACUGAAGGCAUCUGUGACGUCUUCCAGACUGUCAAGGCUCUCAGACAACAAAGGCCCCAUAUGGUGCAGACUCAGGACCAGUAUAACUUCUGUUAUCGAGCGGUGAUUGAGUACCUGGACAGUUUUGACAUGUACGCCAACUUCAAGUGAAGGAAAGUCCUCCACACCCCCGUCAUCAUUCCAGUUUGGUUACCCAGACCAAGUUAACUCUUACGUCUCCGGUCAGUCUGACUAUCCAUGCACAACGUUUUCAAGGUCCUGUACAAGAGCUCCAAUCAUGGACAAUUGCUUGAUGUAAGUCCAAUUUGUUGAUGUAUAUCUGGUGAAGUCACCCAACUCUGGGAUAACUAUGACUUUGCUUAGCCUCUACUAGGCCUUUCUGGGGGGGUCAUGGAUGGCAGAACUUGAUGAAACUAAGGUCAAUAGUUGGCCAGGAUAGUUACUCCAUGCUAAGGGUAUCAUUUCCCUAAAUGUAGUGGAAAAUGAUACGGUAACCCCUAGUAACCAAAUUUCCCUGGCAACUUAUGUCUUGGCCUCUGGACUAGACCCUAAAUAAGCUUCAUCAUGAUUUUUUAUAAUUUUAACUUGUAGCGAAUUAAGAUUAUGAGACUUCAAAAAUCUACUAAGACUGAGAUUGCGAAUCAAGUUUUUGAAGCAUAAUGUAGCAAUGGUGCAUUCUGCAAAUACAAUCAAUGAAACCGAAGUUUAACAGGAAAGGGGGAGCAUAUGUUGCAGUUUUUGUUCCAUAUGAAAAUAGCAGUUACAGGUCUUCCACAUGCCUCUUCCAGUCUGUUGUUUGCUGCUUAGAAUUAUGUUAUUUUGCUGUAUGAUAAUCAAUAUUAUUAAUGACUUACAGAAACAUAUAGAUGUAUGAUUAGGUGCAAACAUUUUACUGAUCAAUAUGUAAUACUUACACUUUCUAAUGUUGCAUUACGAUAACAAAACUAUAUAUGGAGACUCCUGUCUCUAGCUUACAGAGUAGCAAAACUUAAGUUGCAAUACCAUACCAUUGCUGUCGGUACUUAAGAAAAUACAUG